This is a messenger RNA of Macrobrachium nipponense, 2673 nucleotides long. Its product is annotated as A disintegrin and metalloproteinase with thrombospondin motifs adt-1-like. The transcript is spliced from 18 exons. Lineage: Eukaryota; Metazoa; Arthropoda; Malacostraca; Decapoda; Palaemonidae. Gene Ontology annotation, molecular function: metalloendopeptidase activity. Bases 16 to 2409 code for a protein of 797 amino acids. Gene Ontology annotation, biological process: extracellular matrix organization; proteolysis. Gene Ontology annotation, cellular component: extracellular matrix. The record is from RefSeq and is a predicted model, not a curated record.
GUGUUGGUGACAUUUAUGAUUUGUAGGCCUAGUAUCGGGGUUCCCUUGGUUAGAGAUAGGCGCAGUGACUUGUGUCUUGUGAGAUUUUGUCUUUGUAGGACGACAAUCAUGGAAAGUUUCGUAGCUGUCAUCUUUCUCUUCGUCACCGGAAGCUUUGUUAGACAAGGAACCGCUUCUCCAGCUGCUCCCGACCCGGUAGAGGACAUCCAGUUCGCCAAUGUACACGUCAGCCUCAGCCCGGCGCAUGCGCCGACGGACAUCCACGGACACUCGCACACUCGAGUGGGUACGAACGAAAGCAUCCUCUCCGUGUCCAUGGAUUCGAAGCGCUAUAUGCUGAAACUCACUCCCACCUCCUGGCUGGUGGCGCCCGGGGCGUCCCUGAGACGCGUCGGUGCCGGCGGGCAUACGGCUGACAUGACCACCGCCCUCCUGCCCCGCCGCGCCCUUGCCUCUACCUGGUCAAUUCGCAGGAGAACUCAGCUCUGGGGGGCACGUUGUCCCUAUGCCAUAAGGAUGGACCGUGUGAGUAAGCACGUCGUCCUCAUGGAGGGAGAGUCCCUGACAGAACUCCUGCCUCACAAGGUCAAUCCUCCCCGACCGCCCUACCUCUUCGAGGAGUCCCACAUCAGGAAGAGGAUGCCCUACACGAAGUCCUUCACCCACAUCGUCAAGAGGCAUAACCUCCCUUCCGGAGAUGAUCCCGAUUGUCACGGUAGAAGAAAUUGUAAACCAGUCAUCUUCCCGGACCCUCAGAAUAUUCCAGACUGGGACAUGGUCCAUAUCGACCCCUCCGAGUGGGAAAAGGAACAUCUCUCCUCCCAGUUCAAAUUCGACAAAAGGUCCAAUGUCCCGUCGUCUCCAAUCACCGUCGAACUCGGCCUCUUCUUGGACCAGCCCCUCCUCGACACCUUCUCCAAAUAUUUGCAUUCCGAGGACGAGCUGGUGGACCUUGUGCUGGGGCUUGUAAACAACGUGCAGGCCCUGUACCGUCACCCGUCCCUCGGACGUACCGUCCAUCUCAGCAUCACCCACCUGCGGCUCCUGAAGACGCAGCCGGAGGACCUCCCCACGCACAGGGGAGACAGGAUCCAGCUGCUGAAGUCCUUCUGCCAAUACAACCAGAGGAACAACGACCCGAGUGACGCCAGCCCCGACCACUGGGACGUCGGGGUCUACCUCUCAGGGUUAAACUUCUUCGAAAAGAACGAAGACGGAACGGAGAACGGAGUGACCAUGGGCUUGGCUUACACCGGGGGCGUCUGCGACCCGUCCCUCUCCUGCGUCAUCAACGAAUUGGGCGCCGUGGACUACAGAGGGAGGCCCUAUCCUUCGGCGGGAGCUCUCAGCUCCUACGUCUUGGCGCAUGAAAUCGGCCACAGCUUAGGUCUAAGACACGACGGCGUCAGCAACGAAUGCAACCGCCAAGGGUUCAUCAUGGCAGCCGGGCGUGGACUGAGAGGAGCCACUACGUGGUCCACCUGCGCUCGGGACAAGUUGCAGCUUCAAAACGGCGACUGUCUCAAUGACGGGGCGGAGAACGAGAUCGCGUCCGCGGACAGUCCGUGGGACCACUCUGUCUACGACGGACUUCCGGGACAGAAGUGGGACGCCACGGCCCAAUGUCGUCUCUUCCUGAGGGACGACGAUGCUACUCUGUACGACUUGACUAAGAUCCAAGAAGUUUGCGAAAGCGUCGAAUGCAUGACGCCCCAGAGGAUUUCGUCGUACUUGGCCGGACCAGCGUUAGAGGGCACUCACUGCGGAGGAGAAAACUGGUGCCAAGGCGGGCAGUGCGUGCCCUGGGGCAACAGGACGCUGGAGGUGGUGGUUGGGGGAUGGGGUCCCUGGACUCAUUCCGAAUGCCAGUCGGGCUGCGUGAAGGGCGCCACAGGAUACAAGACAUCUCGGCGAGUGUGUGAUUCACCCACGCCUAAAAAUUCCGUGGAGGGUUGCGUGGGCGUGGAAGUGGUCGUCUCAUUUUGUGACGACGAUAAGGUUUGUGAAUCAGCUCCAAGGAAAACCGUGACGGAGGUGGCCAGCUCCCUCUGCGGGGAAGUGGCCAAGUUGAAGGAUGACAUCGAGGCAGAGGGAAGGCAGAUGUCGUACAGCUCGGGUCCAGAUAUGGCAUGGCAAGCUUGUGCUCUCUAUUGCCAGAAGACCAACUCGACCAGCUUUUGGACGCCGAGGUUCGAAUUCAAGAACAUGCCCCAAGUGCCCACCCAUCUGCCCGAUGGCACGCCUUGCAACAGCGGCGAUUACGUGUGCUUCAAUCGCGAAUGUGUACCCAGGGAAACGGCAGGGACGAGUCUCCGUAACGGCAGGGCAAUGGUGCACCGCCCCAAGCAGAUGCCCAUGCCCAAGGACAGUGACUACCCCGAAAUCGACGUGGACGACCUGUACUCCUGAGCUGGAAAGCGACAUAGAAAGACAGACAUCACAGACAGAUUUUCAUGGAGGACUUCGUUGCGAAGCGUCCGUUGCGAUGAGCAAUUUCCUCAAUUAUUAAUAUUAAUAUUAUUAUUAUUAUUGUCAUUAUUUUUAUUUCAUUAUUAUUUUUCCUGUUAUAGCCAUCGUUGUUGUAUUGGUGUUGACCCUAUAUAUUUGAUAUUUAUUGUAUUUAAUGGAUGUUUUGUUGAACUUUACUGGUGGGUUGACCAUAACCGGGUAAAA